This is a messenger RNA of Metarhizium album ARSEF 1941, 990 nucleotides long. RefSeq lists its product as uncharacterized. The transcript has a single exon. Bases 1 to 990 code for a protein of 329 amino acids. NCBI's taxonomy places the organism in Eukaryota, Fungi, Ascomycota, Sordariomycetes, Hypocreales, Clavicipitaceae. The record is from RefSeq and is a predicted model, not a curated record.
AUGCCAGCAACACUGUUGACCAAUCGUGAGACAACCCCGGCCAGCGGUUCUCUGACCAUGGCCGACUACUUGAAGGCGCAGCAACCCACCUUGGACAAGAUUCGGACCGGUCUUGCCAUCUUUGCCGUCUUUACCAUUGUCCGUUUCGUGUUGCAGCAUUCGUAUGCGCUGGCACGACGGAGGAGAAGACUGCCGCCGCAAUCUGCCAGCCGAGACGUCUCACCUGCGCCAGCUCACUUGCAGUAUUCUCGUCGCCAAGCCUGGCACCUCAAUGAAAAGGCCACCACCGACAACAUGAAGGGCGAGCACUCUGUGACCAGAGACGGUCGUGGCACGGCUACACAGACCAAGCUCACCACCGUUGACCCAAACCGGUCCCCUGAAGCUGAGGCGCUCGCCAAACAAUUCAUCUCGAGGCUGCCCCCUGCGCCACCACUAACACCACCUCAGCUGAGUUCGGCCGUCUUCACCAUUGCCCCGGGCCGACCUCAUGCUGUGGACAGUUUCAUGCGCCAGCCCAACCCGGAUUACAUGAGCUCGACCUCCUCGGUUGUACCACAAUCUGAUGCAGCAGAUGCGCCAACUACGCCUCGACGACGAUCUUAUCAAAGAACUCUGCCCAUUGGGAUUCCCACCCCACAGCAAUCCUUCGAGGCUGCCGUGGACUCGGCAAACCCCCCCUUGUCGCCCAGCUCCUAUCCGCCGACGAGCCCGCUUCUGCCGCCACCUCCCCCAGGCGCCGCCGAGGCUUUCGGUGACGGCCAGGCCCAGCGCCCGGUGAAGAUCCAGGGCGAGAUUAUUUCAGUCCUGGACAAUGAGGGCACGGGGUGGACUCGGCAUACCCGUGUCUACGGUGGCGGUGUCUGCCUGGCAUGCGCUGCCUCUGGAGGCGACGAUGCUGGUGGUUUCUAUGGAGCGACAGUCACGCCCGAGGAGAUGCGGCAGGGUGCCUAUACCCGAAGAAGCAGCAGCGUCUUUGUUCAGUCUUGA